Mirounga angustirostris (Northern elephant seal) is the source of this 2962-nucleotide messenger RNA. RefSeq names its product methionine sulfoxide reductase B2 (gene MSRB2). Bases 56 to 628 code for a protein of 190 amino acids. The transcript is spliced from 5 exons. The record is from RefSeq and is a predicted model, not a curated record. Gene Ontology annotation, molecular function: peptide-methionine (R)-S-oxide reductase activity. Lineage: Eukaryota; Metazoa; Chordata; Mammalia; Carnivora; Phocidae. Gene Ontology annotation, biological process: protein repair; response to oxidative stress. Gene Ontology annotation, cellular component: cytoplasm.
CGGGGCGCGCGGGGACGGUGUGCGUCGGCUCUGAGGGGCCCACGCGUGCGGCGUCAUGGCACGCCUGCUCCGUGCGUUCAGGGGUUUGCCCUUUCGAGGGGCGCCCUUGCGGGCCGUGGGGGGCCCAGCGGGCAGAGGCGGCGCGGGGGCCAGUCCCGACGACGCAGGGUCUCUCCCAAAGCAUGGGCCGUCUCUCACCAAGAGUGAAUGGCAAAAGAAGCUGACUCCAGAGCAGUUCUAUGUUACGAGAGAAAAAGGAACCGAAGCGCCUUUCAGUGGGGUCUAUCUGAAUAACAAGGAAUCAGGAAUGUAUCACUGUGUGUGCUGUGACAGCCCACUCUUCAGCAGCUGCAGGCUGGUGAAUGUCUUCCACAGUUCCGAGAAAAAGUACUGCUCUGGCACCGGGUGGCCUGCCUUCUCGGAGGUGCACGGGGCAUCUGGCUCUGAUGAAAGGGACGCGGGCAUCCUGAGACGUGUGGACACCUCAUUAGGAUUAACUCGCACCGAGGUUGUCUGCAAGCAGUGUGAAGCCCAUCUUGGCCACGUGUUUCCUGAUGGACCUGGGCCUAGUGGUCAGAGGUUUUGCAUCAACAGUGUGGCCCUGAAGUUCAAACCAAGGAAACACUGACUGUCUCCGAGGAUCCCUUUCUAUCGCCACUGCUUCAUUUACCCCCUCAAUUUUCAAUUUAUGUGAAUGACUUGUUUUAUUUACUAUCAAACUAAGCAAAGUUUGCUGCUGGCACCAAGCAAGUUCCAACUUCUGUAAUUGAUUUACCUGGAAUCAACCCAACCCCAACUCCAGCUUGGAUGGUGGAAUUUCACAGAAUGACAGAGGGGCAGCCAUUUCCGUCCAAUUGACUUCUUUAGGCUUUGCCUGGGACCAGAGGGCAUGGCUCUUUGGGGACAUUAAGAAACUAAUGGACAACAAACCAAAAAUUCCUGCAAAACUACCCUGAACUUUCUGUGGUAUUAAGUCCUUUGUGGACAUACAUAGGUGAGGGAUCAAGAGAAAAGAGGAAGGAAAUAUGGGAUCAGAGUAAUCAACAAUCCCAGCAUUGAAAGAAGUACCAAGGGAUUAUGGAAGAGCAGCAUUUGGGAGACACACAUGGUGAUCAGUGGGAUGCAUGAUUCUUUUUCAAAAUUUUAGAAUGUCUUGAACAUUCUGGUUUCAUUCCUUCUACCGGCAAAUAAGUUCCAAUGGGACUUUGUUAGAUUUCAGUGAUAAUGAGUAAAAGUGGCUACAAAGUUAAGCUUUAACAUGUUCAAAUAAAAUAUUGAGUAAAAUUUUAUGUGUGCUUUUUGUCUGAGCCUAUGAAGUUGCUCUUUUAUAAAAACAACUCUGUGGGGCACCUGGGGGUGGCUCAGUUGGUUAAGCAUCUGCCUUCAGCUCAGGACAUGAUCCCAGGAUCCUGGGAUUGAGCCCCACAUUGGUCUCCCUGCUCAGCGGGGAGUCUGUUUUUCCCUCCCCCCUCUGCCCUGCUCCUGUGCUCAAUCUCUCUCUCUCUCUCAAAUAAAUAAAUAAAAUCUUUAAAAACCUGGAAUAUUUUUUAAAAAUCUAAAUCAAAUACCAAAAAAAUUAGAUUACAUGGUAGUAGGCAUUUGGUUAUAGCAACACUAAUAGGAACUCAACUGUUUCACAAAUUGAGAGUCUUGAAUAAUUUGCUAUUGAAAGUAUUUAAAUUAUUUGGGACAUAAUAGAAAGGAAACAGUUACUCCAUUUCUUUUCCUUAUUAGCUUGUAAUGCAUUAUGCAGCUCGUUUUUUAGUGGUUACCUUGGAAAUAACAACAUGCAUCCUAAACUUGUCAUGGUCGUAUAAAAAUUAUUACUUUUUGCUACUUCUCCAGGGAUGCUAACCUCAGAACACUUUAACCCCAUUAAACACCCUUCUGUAUUUCGUGUUACUAUCCCUAUGUAUUUAAUUUUACACAUUUUAACCCCCACAAGUCUUUUUUUUUUUUUUAAAGAUUUUAUUUAUUUAUUUGACAGAGAAAGACACAGCGAGAGAGGGAACACAAAUGGGGAGUGGGAGAGGGAGAAGCAGACUCCCUGCCGAGCAGGGAGCCCGAUGCGGGACUCGAUCCCGGGACUCCAGGAUCAUGACCUGAGCCGAAGGCAGUCGCUUAACCAACUGAGCCACCCAGGCGCCCCCCCACAAGUCAUUAUUAAUUUAUAUGUCAAUAUUUAUUUAUAUUUACCUACAUUUUUGCCCUUUCUGUUCCUCAUUUCUUCCUGAAAUCCUGUUUCCCUAUGGGGUUAUUUUUUUCUGCUUGAAGAAUUCCUUUUUGUUUUAGUUCAUGAUUCCUAGUGAUGGAUCUUCUGUUUUUUGUUGGCUGAGAAAUGUAUUUAUUCUCCCUUGAAAUGUUGAAAGCUUUAUUGAGAAAAAGUUGACAUACGAAAAAGUUUCACAUAUUUAUAAUUUUGAUGAGUUUGGUCUCCUUUCAUUUUGGAAAUAUUCUUUUCCCUGGGUAUAGAAUUCUAAUAUAGAAAAAUUUUAUUUCAGCAUUUUUAAAGUUUUGUUCCAUUGUCUUUGGCUUCCAUCAUUUUCUCUGAGAAAUAAGUUGUAAGUGAUAUUGUCGCUCCUUUGAAAGCAGUGUAUUCCCCUCCUCAACCCCAGCUAUUUUUGUGAAUUUCUCUUUUUAUUUGAUUUCCAGCAGUUUAUGUUGUACCCUGGUGUGGUUGUCUUUGUAUUUAUUGUGCUUGGGGUUCAUAGAGUUCUUUGAAUCUUUUCAUCAGUUUUGGAAAAUUUGAUUAUUCUCUCUUCACUAUUGCUUUUUCCCUGACCUCACUCCUGGCCUUCUGGAACUUGAAUCACACAAAAAGUUAAGACCAUUUAUUGCAUCCCACAUAACUCUAAGAUUCUUUUCUGAAUUUUCCCAUUCUUUUAAAUUUCUGUACUUCAGUUUGGAUAUUUUUUGUCAACAUGCUCUCUAACUUACCAGUCUUAUCCUUUUGCUCCUCUAG